This is a messenger RNA of Danaus chrysippus (African queen), 2334 nucleotides long. The record is from the annotation of a GenBank genome assembly. NCBI's taxonomy places the organism in Eukaryota, Metazoa, Arthropoda, Insecta, Lepidoptera, Nymphalidae.
AUGAGACCUGCUUACUACAAUCUCCAACUAACUCUACCGUCGCUCCAGCGGCAAUCAUCGCGGGCUUGCCUAUCGUGCGGUGGUUUAGCUGAUUCGUACUGUAGUGGAUGCGGCCUGGCUCCCUACUGCAGCACGAAAUGCCAACAAAGCGACUGGAACCGCAGGCAUAGAUAUGUCUGUCAUAAUCUGGCGUGUUCAACGACCUCCGAGUUCAAAGUAAAGGAGAGUAUUGAUGUUCCCGAACCUGAAAUCUCAUCUCCUGCGCCUCUACGUCAACCACACUCAUCAAACAGAAAGGAUUAUAAGGCUGAUGUCAAUAAUAAAACCAAAAAGAAUUUCAACCAAAAGCAAAUAAGGACUAACAGUAGCUUUCAGAAUAAAACCAUGAGGCGUCCUAGACUUGGUGGUAAUGAAGAAAAUCUAGAACAAACAGGUGAUGCAGGAAACAAACAAGGUCAAACAAUCAAUCACAUACCCAACAAGAUAGAUAUGAAACCAGAAACCAAACCGGAAACCGUGAAACCAAAACCAGAUGACAAACCUAUAGAUAAGGAACCGAUGAAACCACCGGCCACUGUACAAGAUGUUACUCCAAAGAGCAGGACUAUUGUGCCUAAAGAAUAUCUGCUAGAGAAGUUAUCAUUGAAUGACACGGUGUUACUAUCAGUUGAUUCGGAGGAGGCCGGUGUGUUCGUAUGUCUUAGUCUACAUGAGACUAACGAAGAUGACUACCAGCUACUGUGUGGGCAGUUCGGAGAGGAGUGUGAGGGAAGGGAAAGCGUGGUUCCAAAACCUGGUGAUCUAUUCGCGCUAUUCUACUCGGAAGACGGCGCUUGGUAUCGCGCUAGGCGUUUGUCAAACAACCGCGUCGCUCUCAUAGAUUCCAGUAAAGUGGUAGAUAUUAACUCAAACGACAGAAUGGUAGAAUUACCUCCUAAAUACAUUCAAAUACCGGAAUGCUGCUGUCAGUUAAAGGCGAAAGUUAAGCUGGGCGAUAAUCUAAAGUGUACAUUGGUGUCGAAAACUAGUGAUGGCUUCAGGGUUUCCUUACGGAAUGCGGAAACGGAUGUUGAUAUGGGGCAAGGUGAAGUUAAAAGAUGGAAACCAGCCGUGGAGUAUGAAGUUGAUAAAACACAUGCGGCCAUACCGGAAGUACCACGGCCAUCUUUAUCAAAUAUGGCUGCCGUCUUCCUAGUACACAAUUCAGGUGUUGAUAUGUUUGUUCGUCCUGUUGGAGUCAAACUACAAGGUGUAUUUGAGAGUCUCAUACAAGAUGAAGUGGCUGCUGGGAUGAAAGCUCUUCCUUUCAAAGAUCCACCGCGCGCCGGUCAGACGGUGCUAUGUCAACAUACAGACGGCCUCUACUACCGCGGGCUCUGUAAGAGAACUAACUUCAAGAAGAACAAAUACAUGAUCGAGUUUAUUGAAUACGGCAACACUGUUAUUACUACAUUAGAGAAAUUAGCUCUAUGUCCUGAAGAUUUGGAUAUAAUGAACAGACCAACACCAGUUUCUGUCGUCAAAUUAGAUUUGGAGAUUGUGAUAAAUGAUAACGGACAACAGUACUUGGAGAAAAUUAGGGAUGAUGAAGUGGAACUCAUAGUGAACUCAAAGGAUAAAUCGGCUGUCAUUCAAAGCGGUUCUGUGGUUGAUUUGGUUGACAAGAAAACAAAGGAAUCGUUGACCAAAAAAUUGGAGAUUGUGUGUUCACCGGAAUGGAAGAAGAUUGAACAGAAUGGAGGGGAUGUUGUUGAUUGCGAGCCGUUAAUGUACAGUUCGCUUGAAUACUUUGAUCUGCCGUCUUCUAAGUGCGAGUUGUGCGUUUUGGAUAUCAGUACAUUCCGCGAGGGGGCGCUGGGUGUGUGUGACGUAAGCAUCGGUCAUGAAAAACGGCUUCAAGCUCUCACGGAACAGAUUGAAGCCUACGUAAAAAGUGAUCUCGGUAAAGAUCCCUACCUACCAAAGAUUGAGGAGCUCUGCCUGGCGCCUUGCCCACCGUAUCCCCAGUACUUCAGGGCCGUGUUGUGCAGUCACACGGCUGGUUCCAGCGAGGCGACGGUCUGCUAUGUGGACUACAACAACGUGGACACGGUGGACGUGGCGAGCAUCAGGAAGAUGAUGAGGGACUUCACGCACACGCCCGCGCUCGCCUGCCACGCGGAGAUUAGAGGUUUUCCGUCCAAACCAUCAGAUACACAGCUGGCUCGGGCAUUGGAAUACAUGAAAAUCGAUGACCAGGGACGAGGAAAACUAUCGGUGGAAAAAUGUGAGAAAAUUGAUCCCGGCUUCUAUAUAGUUGAUGCUCCCGAACUACUGGCUGCUAUGAUGCAGUGA